This is a messenger RNA of Aethina tumida (small hive beetle), 401 nucleotides long. RefSeq lists its product as uncharacterized. The transcript is spliced from 5 exons. The record is from RefSeq and is a predicted model, not a curated record. The coding region runs from base 63 to 401 and encodes 112 amino acids. Lineage: Eukaryota; Metazoa; Arthropoda; Insecta; Coleoptera; Nitidulidae.
AUUUCAGGACACCCCAACAAUUAUUUUGUCAAUGUUAAACUGAUAACUUCUUUAGUUCCAAAAUGAAGGAAGAAGUAAUUGUCGUAUCCGAUGACGAGUUACCAGUAAGACGCAAGGGACCCAGAAUCACACAAGUGAGGGGCAUGGUCCUGAACGAGAAAGCAAAAGCUAAAUGGGACCUAACAAAAUUCACCGGACACAUGGAUUAUAAGACCGGACGCAUCCUAUACAUAGUCACUGAAAGUUGCCGCCAAGAUGCCCUCACGUAUGUGUUCGCCAACAGAAAUAGAAUCGAAGAUGCGACAGAACAUCUAUUUUAUACUGCCAACGUCAUGGAAGCGAUCGUCAAGGAAGUGCACAAAGGGUUUAAGUACCUGCUUAGUAUUGGUGCUACUACGUGA